This is a messenger RNA of Durio zibethinus, 1774 nucleotides long. It is a transcript of the gene MYB3R2, whose product is annotated as myb domain protein 3r2. Gene Ontology annotation, biological process: regulation of DNA-templated transcription. Gene Ontology annotation, molecular function: DNA-binding transcription factor activity, RNA polymerase II-specific; RNA polymerase II cis-regulatory region sequence-specific DNA binding. Gene Ontology annotation, cellular component: nucleus. The record is from RefSeq and is a predicted model, not a curated record. Lineage: Eukaryota; Viridiplantae; Streptophyta; Magnoliopsida; Malvales; Malvaceae.
UGCAGUUCUAACAAGGGAAAGGCCAAGAAACAGAAGAAGUAAAAGCAGCUGAAGAUGAUCACCAAGUUUCUUCGUAUGAGAUAAUUUGGCUCUAAAGUUUAAAGUAUGGAACAAGUCAAGGAGGAUGGUGGUACUGAUAAUACCACAACCACAAGCAUUGACGAUACUCAUGACAAUGUAGUUCGAAAGACAGUCACUGUUCAAGGGAGGAUUUCAGGUCCUACUAGACGAUCAACUAAGGGAGGAUGGACAGAGGAGGAGGACAAAAUGUUGACUGUUGCUGUCCAAAAGUUCAAUGGCAAAAAUUGGAAAAAGAUAGGUUUGCCCGAGUGGGUCCCUGAAAGAACAGAUGUUCAGUGCCUACAUCGCUGGCAGAAGGUUCUUAAUCCUGACCUUAUUAAAGGACCUUGGAGCAAGGAGGAAGAUGAUCUGAUCCUUGAGCUUGUGCAGAAGCAAGGGAAGAAGAAAUGGUCCGAAAUAGCUAAAUACUUACCAGGCCGCAUUGGCAAGCAAUGUCGAGAAAGGUGGUGCAAUCACUUAAAUCCAGAUAUAAAGAAAACUGCUUGGACAGAAGAGGAGGAAUUGGUUCUUAUUCGGGCACAUGGAACAUAUGGGAACAGGUGGGCGGAGAUAGCUAAGCUUCUUCCUGGCAGGACUGAAAAUUCAAUAAAAAAUCACUGGAACUGCUCAGUGAGGAAGAAAGUAGAGUUACUUGCAGCUUCUCGUAUUAAUCUAGGCAAUCAAAACAGAAGAGUGGAGUGCAUGUCCUUCGGGCUAGGCAAACCUCUUGAACAAAAAGUUAAUCAGGGAAGUACAGACCUUUAUUCACUAGGUUUGGGUCAUGGAGAUAAUGAUAGAAGAGAAAGCAACCUAGUUGUUUCAAAUAAAGAAAAUUGCAGAGUGAUGAGAAAAGAUGCAAAUUUAAUUUUGAAACCAUCCUCUCUAACCAUCUCUUCUAAUAGAUAUGACGAUGCAUGCGAUCUGACUAUCAAAAAGCACCAAGUGUAUGCUUGUGAAGCUGGAGCAGCUGGAAACUCUAAUAACCUCGCUGCUGAGCCUGACUGGUCUGAUAAAUUUUGUCAUACAUCCUUUGGGAAUCAUGUGAAAUUCCCAUUUUUGCAUGAAAGAACGACCAAGCUCAGCUUGCAUACAAGAAUGCUUUCAGGACCUUCACAUUUGCCAUUGAGUACUUCAUUAAAUACUGAUUUUACUGCUGCUUGUGAUAGGAAAAGUGCUCUUCCUGGCUUUGUUGAAAGAUUGUCUAAUUCUUCUGUUAGACCACAGGACAGAAAUGAUGGUAACACUGAAAAUGUGGAGUUCAGACUUGGUUGCUUAUGUUAUGAGUCGCUUCAACAGAAAGAUUUGAAUACUUUUUUGACAACUGGUAGAUUUCUCGAUACAGAUAGUUACAUACGAAAGGUAUCUACUCCAGUUGUCUUGGAUAUUCCACCUAUCAACAGCACCUGUCCAGAAUCAAUAUUGAGAAGUGCAGCCAAGAGUUUUAAAAAUACACCAUCCAUUAUUAGAAAGAGAAGCUCUCAAACUACAAAACAAACUGGCAAUCACAAUCAAAGUGAUGGAGUUGGCUCCAAUGCAAAGCAGCCUUUUCCAUCUCCUUCUAAGUCUGCCAAACUUGAAACUACAGCUGCCAUAAAAUCUGUAGAAAAACGCCUGGAAUAUGCAUUUGAUGAUAUUGUGAAGGAUUCAUCCAGUAAUAUAACUAGAACAUCAGCCGUUGAUCAUUCUUCUAGCACCAAUUCUACUUGAGAUGGCU